UCUUUAAGGGAUAUGUUAAAAAUGGCAAAAACUGCUUCUUCCAAUGAUGAUCGAUCUGUUGGACCUGGAGAUGGAGACCGUGCUGCUAAUCUUUCUCGCACAUUCAAGUAUUUAUUGGCCACACAGUUUUUGUCUCGGGGAAUUCCGUUCAUCUUCAAUUCAUGGAUUGUCAGGCAUUUAACUGAGGAAGAUUAUGCGCUGUAUGCUGUGCAGUUUCAUCUAUUCGUCACCUGUGUCUUGUUCCUUAGUCGCGAGGGUUUCCGGAGAGCAUGCAUGAGGGCAGACAUUAGAUGCGAAGGUCCUUUGACUGUUGAAAAUGUAUCAAAGCUUUUGAAGUUAGCGUGGAUCACUCUCCCUUGGGGAGUGCUUAUUACAAUUACUGGAUGUGUAUUUGUCUUCUGGACGCAAGCUUUAAGUUUUUCAAGCUCAUAUGGACAAGCCAUCUUAAUUAAUGCCUUUGCUUGUAUUUUGGAGCUGUUGGCAGAACCAUUGUAUAUACUUUCACAGAAUUUGCUUCUUCUCAAACUCCGAUUGGUGGUCGAAACUGCAGCAACUCUUUUGCGAUGCAUAACAGUUUAUGUCUUUAUUGUCAUGCAACUUGACACGGAGAGAGCCAUCGUAUUUGCAUUAUCUCAAACUGCAUAUGGAGGUUGCAUUUUCUUGUGUUAUUGGGGUUAUUUUCUACUUCUGCAUGGAUAUAGAAUUUCUGUUCUCUUUCCUUUCAGGGUAGGUAGCUAUGAUAAGCAGCUCUCGAAAAUGUCUACAUUAUUCACCCUUCAGUCGUUCCAAAAGUUGAUUCUUCAAGAAGGAGAAAAGAUGGUCCUUGUGUGGUUUGAUACACCAUAUAACCAAGCUGUAUAUGGGCUCGUAGACAAAUUAGGUAGCUUGGUUGUGAGGUUGGUGUUGCUUCCUUUCGAAGAAAGUUCAUAUACAACAUUUGCAAGGUCUGCAUCAGGAGAAGGCAUGCAGAAAAGCAGAAAAUUACAGACUUCUCUAAGAGAUGCUUUAAAGCUUGUUAUGUUAAUUGGAUUGGUGUUUAUGGCAUUUGGCCCCAGCUAUUCUUACUCUCUCAUCAGAUUGUUAUAUGGUCGCAAAUGGAGUGAUGGAGAAGCCUCUGUGGCUCUUCGAUAUUACUGUUUGUAUGUCGUUGUUCUGGCUGUGAAUGGAACAUCUGAAGCCUUCUUGCAUGCAGUCGCAACAGAGGAUCAACUCAAGCGUUCAAACAAUUCCUUGGUCUUGUUUUCAUUUGUUUACAUAGUGCUUAACAUCCUGCUCAUUCGGUCAGCUGGUGCAGUUGGAUUGAUUUUUGCAAAUGCUCUGAAUAUGGUUUUUCGUAUAAUUUACUCUGCCAUAUUUAUCAGAAACUACUUUCAGCAGGAUUCUUCUUCAUUUUCCUUCCAUAGCUGCUUACCUGCUGGUUGGACGAUUUUGUUGUUUUCAAGUAUAGCCACUCUUGUUUCUGAGAAAUUGAUUCUGGACCCUGAUAACUUCUGGCCAACAUUUUGCAUUCACUUUUCCAUUGGGUUGAGUUGCUUCUCCCUUGCAUCUUUUGUAAUUUACCGCCAGGAGAGAUCUUUCAUCAACAAGGUUGUCCGUUUCCGUGAACAUUCUGACUGAAACAAAGUGUUUGUGAAAGAAGGCAAACAAGAGCAUGAAGAAAGGAGCUUGUAGGAAGGCUCACUGCAUGCCAUCUUUCAUUUUAGGUAUCUGAGAAGAACUAACAUAUUGUAUUGCUAGUCAAAUAGAGACAUGCUUCAGGAUACCCUUGAAUGACUUACACACCAUGGGUAUAAAAUUAUAUAUGGUUUCAAUUAUUUGAUAAUUUUUACAACCAAAUAGCCACAAUACAUUUUUAUUAGCCAAAUCAUUUGUCGUUGUUUU
This is a messenger RNA of Cynara cardunculus var. scolymus (artichoke), 1881 nucleotides long. Its product is annotated as protein RFT1 homolog. The coding region runs from base 13 to 1617 and encodes 534 amino acids. Gene Ontology annotation, cellular component: endoplasmic reticulum membrane. The record is from RefSeq and is a predicted model, not a curated record. Gene Ontology annotation, biological process: glycolipid translocation; dolichol-linked oligosaccharide biosynthetic process. Lineage: Eukaryota; Viridiplantae; Streptophyta; Magnoliopsida; Asterales; Asteraceae. The transcript has 15 exons.